Vollenhovia emeryi is the source of this 686-nucleotide messenger RNA. RefSeq names its product glycine-rich cell wall structural protein-like. The transcript has 3 exons. The coding region runs from base 78 to 560 and encodes 160 amino acids. NCBI's taxonomy places the organism in Eukaryota, Metazoa, Arthropoda, Insecta, Hymenoptera, Formicidae. The record is from RefSeq and is a predicted model, not a curated record.
UAUAAAGACUGCUUGGCCGAUUUUCUCAUCGUCAUUUGGCACUGAAUAUCCUCGGCAGCGCGUGCAGUAUCGGCAGAAUGUCAAGGAUCGCGAUCCUCUUGCUCGUUGCGCUGCUCGUUGCAGUUGCAGUAGCACUUCCGGCGCACGCACCACAAUCUCAAGAUCUGCUAAGGGUAAACGGAGCAGCAGCACCGGAGCCCGCUCGUCUUAAACGCGCCUAUGGCGGAUACGGCGGCGGAUACGGCGGCGGAUUCGGCGGCGGAUUCGGUGGUUAUCACGGUCAUCGUGGAGGAUCACAUUAUCCCGGGGGAUCGCAUUAUCCCGGAGGAUCACAUUAUCCCGGAGGAUCACAUUAUCCCGGAGGAUCACAUUAUCCCGGAGGAUUCGGGCACCGAGGACACGGUGGUUUCGGCGGAGGCGGAUGCAGGGGAGGAUGCGGGGGAGGAUCUCACUAUCCCGGCUUCGCUAACAGCGGGGCCAAUGCCGGUUCAAUAAGCACGCCGUUUGGCAGUGGCUCCUUCGCGCACUCGUUUGCCAAUUCUGGUGGAUAUGGACGAUGAGGAACAUAAAGAACCGACUAUCAUUGAGAAUGGACUUACGUUACGAUAAAUUGUUUUGUGCUCUUAUUGUAUGGAUAAACGCUCGUACUUUAACGCGGAAUAAAUUUAUUUAAACAAAAUGUAAAA